AGAAUCGACGAGGCAGGUAAAAGGGGUAUAUGAAGGAAAAACAGGUCUUCCGAAUCUACACCAAUAAAUAUAAAUCUAGUGAGACACGAGUCUACGACAUACAGUUUUAAGAAUUUCUCGUGUAAGGUUGUGUCUUUUCAGAACUUCCAGCAGCAGUUGAAAAUUCAAAGUGAAUCGCCAUCUCCACAUUGACCGAAAUUCAUUGUCUAAACGAAACGUGUAAAGGCUUAUUGCCUUAAGUGAUGAGCCUAUACUAUAUAUAAAAUUUAACUAUUAAUUGAUAAUAGUUUUCCGCACACGUAGUGAUCCCAGAGUGAUCCUGCCAAAGCAGUAGAUUAUCAUGGCGAAUAAUAAGUUCGUCGUUUUCUCAUCGCUAAUGGUGGGCCUUGUCUUGAUCUUUCAAGACACAACGAUAGAUGGAAAAAGGCAUUUUUUUUCGCGUUGGACGUCACGAAAUCCUCUUAAUGGAUGGUGGACAUUCCCCCAAUCACGUCAAGACGUCCCCGUUGUAGUGGGCGCCGUCGGUGCUGAAGUGUACAAUCCUGGAUUAAGUGCAGAUCGAUGGGUAACAUCUGACGUCGUUCCAGGGCAGCACGCAUUCCUCAUCGACAGUUCACGAAGGCUCAUCCGCAACGACGGUCUUGCAGUUGGCGGCGACGGUGGAGGCGACGGUGGAGGCAAUGGUGGAGCGAUAGCAGGGCCUAUAGUUGCAGGGGUUGCGGCGGGAGCAGCAGGGGCAGCAGCUCUAGCAGCUACUGCAGCUGCCGCGGCAAAAUCAUCGCUGCUCUUGUGGUUUGCUAGUGGCAUGGCAGGUCCCAAACCAACGAAAAAACCUAAACCACCGCAUAAACCUAAACCAACGCAUGGCCCCAAACCACCGGACGGUUCAAAACCUACUAAGGGACCCAAACCGACGAAGGGUCCCAAACCAACGAAGGGACCCAAGCCAACGAAGGGACCCAAACCAACGAAGGGACCCAAGCCAACGAAGGGACCCAAGCCAACACAUCAUCCCAAGCCUGUUCAUGAACCAAAACCCACUAAAGGACCAAAACCGACGAAGGGACCCAAGCCAACACAUCAUCCCAAACCUGUUCAUGAACCAAAACCGACGAAGGGACCCAAGCCACCGCAUCACUUUAAACCUACCCAUAGACCAAAACCAACGGACGAGGACCAUAAACCAACCAAGGGACCAAAACCGACGAAGUGGCCCAAACCAAUAAAGGACCCAAAGCCAACAGAAGACCACUGGAAACCAACGAAGGGACCCAAACCACCCAAAAAACAGAAGCCUACAAAGCAUCCAAAGGAAUCGGAACUAUUAGAAUACGACGAAGCUUUUGAGGAGGAACCCUUAGCAGAAUUGAAUACAUCUCUGGAAACAUAUUACACACCGACCCACUUAACAUUCUGCCAGCCAGGAGAAGCGGGCGUGACAGACAUUACUACUGCCGAAGCUAGUGGAACGUUUCAGAUCAACGGGAACGUUGACAGAAAUUGUUCCUUACUCAUCAUCGAGCCAAUGGGCGAGAGAAUUAAAUUGUCGUGCAAUAUUAUUUCUCUUGGAAAUAAUCAUUCAUUUAUGGAGGUAACAGAUGGCAUCGGUGCUGGUGUUGAUGCGAGUGCUCCCAGCUCUGGAGAAUUUUCGUUUACUUCUUCAACAAAUAAUUUGGUAUUAAACAUUCAAGCACAGGGAAUGUCAGAAUAUACAUGUUCAUGGGUGCUGGGAAAUUUGGCAGAAUAAUUUCUUUCUGUCUCUUUUGCUGCUCCUAUUCGUUCCUUAAAUUUAUACAGAAAUGCCAAAUUUUUAUUUAAAAAAAAUCAAAUUUUUAAGUGCUGCCCAUCUAAUCAAAGCUCGCUUUCAUUUCAAAAAUUAUUUAAAGCAGACAACAAUGAUAACAGCAACAAAAUACAAUAUUUAUUUAUGAUUCUAA
Messenger RNA from Daphnia pulex (common water flea), 1937 nucleotides. Its product is annotated as aggrecan core protein-like. The transcript is spliced from 5 exons. The record is from RefSeq and is a predicted model, not a curated record. The coding region runs from base 341 to 1747 and encodes 468 amino acids. NCBI's taxonomy places the organism in Eukaryota, Metazoa, Arthropoda, Branchiopoda, Diplostraca, Daphniidae.